Messenger RNA from Capronia epimyces CBS 606.96, 1050 nucleotides. RefSeq lists its product as uncharacterized. The coding region runs from base 1 to 1050 and encodes 349 amino acids. The transcript is spliced from 5 exons. Gene Ontology annotation, molecular function: hydrolase activity. The record is from RefSeq and is a predicted model, not a curated record. Lineage: Eukaryota; Fungi; Ascomycota; Eurotiomycetes; Chaetothyriales; Herpotrichiellaceae.
AUGGCCACUACCACUGCCACUGCCACUGCUUCUUCCAGUUCUGCUCAGAGUCAGCUGGUGAACCCCAUCCACCCCGACUUCCACGGCUACCUCGACCCCGACUUCAUCGAGUAUUACAACACUCGACUCGCCACGCGGCCGGCCACGCACCAAGCACCAGUGGACUUUGCGCACAUUCGGGCCCACCCAGAAGAAUUCCGCCCGCACUGGUGUAGAGACUACAGCGACCGACCGCGGGUGAAGACGGUCGAGAUUGCGUCGGGAGAUGGCUUCAUCUUCCAGCUCAGAGUCUACAGUCCGGAUCCCGAAGUGUUUGGGCCAGGGCCGUAUGCUGUCCAUGUCAACUAUCAUGGCGGCGGCUUCUGCUUCGGCGACCUUACCGAAGACGCCGAAUAUUGCAUGACUGUCUGUGAGCGAGUGGGAAUCGUAGUCGUGGAUGUUGAUUACCGACUUUGUCCAGAGCAUAAAUUCGGCAAAGGAACCGAAGACGGCUGGGCCGCACUGAACUGGGUCCACACCCACUCCACCCAAAUCAACACUCGAUCCGACUCCAUCUCCAUCGGCGGCGUAUCGGCGGGCGGCUUCAUGGCCUGCAUCUACCAACACAUGGCGCGAGACGCCGGCCUGGACUUACGACUGGCCGUGCUCUGCGUACCCACGGUGCAGGACCGGACGCCGUUCCGACGGCCCGAAGACGCCGGUUUCCCCUCGUACGUCGAGAACGCCCUGGCGCCAUGCCUGAACUGGACGCGCCUCACCUUUCUGAAAGACGUGGUGGGCGACCGCUCCCGCGUGCCUAGCCUCUGGAACGAGCCUUUGCACGCCCCCGACUUCACCGGCAUUUGUGACAGCUUCAUCGCCACUGCGGGCGCCGAUCCCGUGAGAGACGAGGGGGAGGCCUAUGGGAUGAGACUGGUCGGUGGGGGGUGUAAGGUGACGUUUAGACGAUAUACUGGAGUUCCGCAUAUUUUCCAGCACAUGGCGGAACUGGCCAAGACGAAAUUAUAUGUCGACGACACUUGUGCGGCUUUGAAGAACGCUCAUGCAUGA